UUGUGACAGUGUAAACACAGGGACGUCGGCCUCCACGCCUUUUAUUUUGUUUUCGUUUGAGUGAAAGAAGGACAAGCGCCGUUCACGUGCCAGGAACCCUACCAUGGAAACCCGCGAGUGAAGGCCCAGAAACGCGAAAAGAGAGAUAGCCAGAGAGAGAGAAAUACUUAAAAGAGGCGUUAACUAAGCUCAGUGAGAGCAAGGCGGCCAUCUUGAGUGUGUCAGAGCGGGUGGCGAAGACAGAGGCAAUGGCCCGAGCCUUGUAGUGGCGAGGCGAGUGCAGAGUGCGAGCGAGAGGGAAGGAGCGAGCGGGCGAGAGGGCUAGAAAGAGUGUGCGAGUGUGUGUUUGUGCCGACGGCGGGGGGGAAAGUCGGCAAGGUGGAGACCCCAGGAAUCAUCGCGUCCCUGUCCAAAGUGUUCGCCAUGGGGACGGUGCUGAGCUUCAGCCCGCGGGAGCAGAAGCCUUACUACGGGGACUACACCCUCAACAACCACAACUAUGAGACGCUCAACAAUGUCCGCAACAAGGAGAAACUCGUCAACAAUGAGAACUCCAACAUCCUCAGCGAGAAGAACGCCCUCGAGCGGAACUUCAAGAAGCACUCGCUCUUCAUCAACGCCCUCAGCUGGAAGCGCUUCUCCACCACCAACAAGAAGAAGCUCGACAACAAGAACAAGAACCUCUCCCUCAGACAACCUCUGGACAACAUCCACCCGUUCAUCGACAACAACAAGAACAUCCAGAAGGCGUUGUCAUGUUACAACAUCCGGCCCAGCUCCAUGGGCAACCUCGACCUGGUGAGAGUCAACAACAACAACGCCCACACGCCCACGGAGAAGCUCCCGCCGAAGGCCAUCCUCACCUCGGCGCCCUCCACGCACACGCACGACCUCCGCGGCGCCCUCGUGCCGUCGCGCCCCUCGCAACACCUCUCGAAGGCGGCGCAGCAGCAGCAGCCGCACCAGCUUGGCCCCGUGCUGGCGCCCUCGCUGUCCACCACCAGCAGCAGCAGCGGCGGCGCCUCCAACGUCACGACCCCGACGGGCGUGAGUCCCACCAAGAAAACGGUGAUCCAGGCGUCCACGUCGGAGCUGCUCAAGUGUCUCGGGCUGUACCUGCACCGCACGUGCUCGCGCCUCAGGGACUUCCAGGCCGGGGACGCUGUCAUGUGGCUCAGGACCGUGGACCGCUCGCUCCUGCUGCAGGGCUGGCAGGACAUCGCCUUCAUCAACCCCGCCAACGUGGUGUUCGUGUACAUGCUGGUGCGCGAGCUGGUGAGCGAGGAGGUGCACAGCGAGCACGAGCUGCAGGCUGUGGUGCUCACGUGCCUGUACCUGUCCUACUCGUACAUGGGCAACGAGAUCAGCUACCCUCUGAAGCCGUUCCUGGUGGAGGACGACAAGGACCGCUUCUGGGACCGCUGUCUCUUCAUCAUCAACACCCUCAGCGGAUCCAUGCUCAGGAUCAACGCCGAGCCGUCCUUCUUCACCGAGGUCUUCACCGAGCUGAAGGCCUGCGGCCAGCAGCAGCAGCACCAGAUGAUGCUCGCCCAGCAGGUGGUGGUCCAGCAGCAGGUGCCGCUCCCCGUACCUCAGCAGCCCCAGCAGACGGCGGCCUGAGGGGGGGGAGGGGGACGUGUUUUGUGAAGCGCACACUGAUCCGUAGAUGGUAAUAUCGCUUUGUUAUUGUUGUUAGGGACGCUCCCUCUGCCCGGCUCUGUCCGGCGGGGAGAGAGACGUAGAGAGAGAGAAGGAAAAUUGAGAAUAAAAAUCUUGAAAGGACAACACGGGAGGAGAAAAGGGUGCCAGAGAGAUAUUCGUAAUCUCGAUGAGGAACUGAAGGCGUACGACUGCGAAGGGAAGUGGGGAAAGGAAGGAAGGAGAGGAAGGAAAAGAGGAAAACGGAAAGGAGAAGGAGGACGAGAAGGAGAAAGAAAAGAUAAGCAAGGGUUUAGGGAGCAAAUAAGGGGCAGAAAAGAAGAAUAAGAAUCAGGCGCGAACACAACGGGAACGUAACGGAAUCGGCAUUGAAACAGAAAACGGGAAGAAAGACCCUGAAGACCCAAAAGGCUGGGAUCGUCAGACCAUGUUCUAAAGCCAGCCGUCCAUCGGGUCUUCCAAGCCACCAGUGACCAAGAAGUAAUACUCUUUUUCAUAUGAAUCAUCCUCAAGUGCCAUCAAGAGCCACAGGAGUGCCCAAAGUGCCACGGCGACCACGCCCUACAGUGCCCAAAUAUUGGUUCACUGAAUCCAUAACU
Molecule: messenger RNA, 2258 nt
Organism: Penaeus chinensis
Lineage: Eukaryota; Metazoa; Arthropoda; Malacostraca; Decapoda; Penaeidae
Gene: Cdk5alpha
Product: cyclin-dependent kinase 5 activator 1-like
Exons: 2
Coding region: 424-1620 (398 amino acids)
Biological process (GO): activation of protein kinase activity; positive regulation of cyclin-dependent protein serine/threonine kinase activity
Cellular component (GO): protein kinase 5 complex; cytoplasm
Molecular function (GO): cyclin-dependent protein serine/threonine kinase activator activity; protein kinase binding
Source: RefSeq, a predicted model, not a curated record